AUGCCUCUUCAAUUCCGAGCUCUCUACACCCACGACUGUCCGGCCUCCCGAUGGGAAGAGUUGGAUCUGCCGAGCAUUAUGGUCAUAUUUGGGGUAUUUUUCGCACUGCUGGCGUUUCUUGUGCUUGGGUGCUAUUGGUGGCCGCGUUUUCUGGGGAGACGACGGCAGCAGCUGCGAGGCGUUACGGCGAAUAUAUUUGCUGGGCUGCACAGAAGGGGUGAUGUGGAUAUUUGGAUGGAUGGGUGUGAGCUUGAGAUGUUGCCUGCGAUGCCGCCGCCGUCUUACAAUUACAAGAUGGAUGGUCCUGCUAUGAUGUCUGGGGCGUUGCCACCGGGCUACAAAUAG
Pseudomassariella vexata is the source of this 345-nucleotide messenger RNA. RefSeq lists its product as uncharacterized. The record is from RefSeq and is a predicted model, not a curated record. Bases 1 to 345 code for a protein of 114 amino acids. The transcript has a single exon. NCBI's taxonomy places the organism in Eukaryota, Fungi, Ascomycota, Sordariomycetes, Amphisphaeriales, Pseudomassariaceae.